This is a messenger RNA of Porites evermanni, 802 nucleotides long. Lineage: Eukaryota; Metazoa; Cnidaria; Anthozoa; Scleractinia; Poritidae. The record is from the annotation of a GenBank genome assembly.
AUGCCGCAGCAGUUAGCAAUUGGUCUUGCUGUCCACCAGUCUGGCAGGAGUAAAGAGUUGGUAAACAUGCUUCGUGGCUUUGGUAUAUUUGUCGAGUACAAUAGACUUCUGCGUGUGGAGUCACAAAUAGAAGCUAGCCUAAUGAGGCGAACGGAGAAACACGAUGGACUGUUCCUGCCGCCUCACAUAGUUGAAGGAAGACAUGUUUUUUGUGCCAUCGACAACGUAGACUUCCAGGAAGAUACCUAUCACUGGCACAACACAUUGCAUGGGACAUCAAUGGCGAAUUUUCAAAAGUGCCAUGCAGAUGACGAGAAGCCUCAAAUAAGGUGAGCAGCUUGGAAAAUCAAUCCCUAAUUCCUAUUCAUUAUACAUGUAUUUAUCAGUAAUCUGUGUUUUGAUUGUAAAUAGUUAGUUUACAUUUACACGUAAGGGAAAACUUUGUCGCCUACCAUAAAGAAUGUGCAUCUCAUUAUGCUGUAUCACGCCCUAUUCAUAAGUGCAUUAAGUACUUUGAUACAUAAUCGGUCUUAGAGCAAGUAACUUGCAUGCAUUAAUGUUCAACAUGUUUCCUUCCAACAACAGUUUGAAUCAUGAUGAAGCAAACCUAGUCAGAUCCAAGGACCUGCCAACAUCGCUAUCUACUUUAAUGGAAUGUCCCAAUCCUCCCAGCAAGCCGUCAAGUCCAACGCAUCCCAAUUUUGCCCUGUGCAACAGGAAGAGGAACCUCGCCACAGUAAAAUUCCUGUCUGGUCAGCUUACAACUCCCUCGUCGGCAAGGCUAUGCCAGUUACAAGAGUAG